Molecule: messenger RNA, 4937 nt
Organism: Betta splendens (Siamese fighting fish)
Lineage: Eukaryota; Metazoa; Chordata; Actinopteri; Anabantiformes; Osphronemidae
Product: A disintegrin and metalloproteinase with thrombospondin motifs 14
Exons: 22
Coding region: 328-4038 (1236 amino acids)
Biological process (GO): proteolysis; extracellular matrix organization
Cellular component (GO): extracellular matrix
Molecular function (GO): metalloendopeptidase activity
Source: RefSeq, a predicted model, not a curated record
AAAAAAAAAGUUGGGCUAUCUCUUCAAACCGUCCCGGGUUCCAGCGGGGAGCUGUCGUCACCAGCGCCCCUGAUUUCCCCCCUCGGCUCCUAAAUGGACGGGGCAGUCGCGCUUUAUGCAGCUCAGCGCGGGCCAAAAGAUUGGGAGCAACUUGUGAAUGCGUCCGCGCGCUCAUAAGUGCCCGGCUGCGUCGGCGGAGCUCGAGCCUGAGGACUUUUCCGCUGCUUCCCGUGCGCUUUCGCGGGGGGAACGGCCGCGCUCCGAGGUGACGGCGUGAAGGGAAAACUCGGCGCACAAAGUGGCAGCUCUCACGCCACAGUCCUCACUAUGGAUUGUGUGUAUUUGUUCAUGUGCUUUUCACUCACUCAAGUAUUUUUGGAGCCUAUUUCCGCAGCUGAGGCACAUGAAAAACUCUCGGGCAAGUUAAGUGAAUAUGGUCUUAUCGUGCCAUUCAGCACAGACUCCCGUGGCCGGUACAUCUCCCACGUGGUCUCCGCUGGAAGUGGAAGCGAAGGUGCCGCUGAUGCCUCGGCGUUCGGCAGCAGGAGGAGGGUGGCCCGCGGUGCCCCCCACGCGCCCCCCGUCGCCCCCCCCUCGGCUCAGCACUUGUUUUUCAACGUCACCGUGUUCGGGAGGGAGCUGCACCUCCGCCUCAGGGCCAACAGGAAGCUGGUGGCCCCCGGGGCCCUGGUGGAAUGGCAGGAGGACUUCGAGGAGAAGGCCAGGGAACACAUCCACCGGGACUGCGUGUUCACCGGGGACGUGAGCGACAUGCCCGAGGCCUCGGUGGCGAUCAGCAAUUGUGACGGGCUGGCAGGUCUGAUCCGCACCGACACCGGGGAGUUCUUCAUCGAGCCUCUGGAGAAGGGCCAGCAGGACGUGGAAGUGAAGGGGCGUGUGCACGUGGUGUACCGCAGGUCGGCCAUCAGGCGGGAGACGGGCCAGCGGAGGGAGGACCUCCACAACGAAGUGGCAGACUUCGGCAUCGCCGACCUCCCCGCGUCCCUGGACCUCGUCGGACGCAGACUGUCCGACUCCGAGCGCAAGCGGAGGCACGCCAGGAAAGACGACUACAACAUCGAGGUGCUGCUGGCCGUGGACGACUCGGUGGUGCGCUUCCACGGCAAGGAGCACGUGCAGAAUUACGUUCUCACGCUCAUGAACAUAGUCGAUGAAAUCUACCACGACGAAUCUCUGGGAGCGAACAUCAACGUAGUCCUGGUGCGCAUGCUGAUGGUCGGGUAUCGACAGUCCAUCAGCCUGAUCGAGCGUGGCAACCCAUCCCGCAGCCUGGAGCAGGUGUGCCGGUGGGCCAACACGCAGCAGCGGCGCGACCCCGACCACGCCGAGUACCACGACCACGCCAUCUUCCUCACAAGGCAAGACUUUGGUCCCGCAGGUAUGCAAGGUUACGCUCCGGUGACAGGGAUGUGCCACCCGCUGAGGAGCUGCACUCUGAACCACGAGGACGGCUUCUCCUCCGCCUUCGUGGUCGCCCAUGAAACCGGCCAUGUGUUGGGAAUGGAGCACGACGGCCAGGGUAAUCGAUGUGCUGAUGAGACGAGCAUGGGCAGCAUCAUGGCGCCGCUUGUCCAGGCAGCUUUCCAUCGCUACCACUGGUCCCGCUGCAGCAAACAGGAGCUCAAUCGAUACAUCCACUCGUACGAUUGCCUGCUGGAUGAUCCCUUUGAACACAAGUGGCCCAAGCUUCCUGAGCUGCCGGGAAUCAAUUAUUCAAUGGACGAGCAGUGUCGCUUUGAUUUUGGCGUUGGUUAUAAAAUGUGCACUGCCUUUCGGACGUACGACCCCUGCAAGCAGCUGUGGUGCAGCCAUCCUGACAACCAGUACUUCUGCAAAACCAAGAAAGGUCCCCCGGUGGACGGAACGGAGUGUGCACCCGGAAAGUGGUGCUUCAAGGGCCACUGCAUCUGGAGGUCCAGCCAGCAGCCUCAGGGCCACGACGGGAGCUGGGGCUCCUGGUCCAAGUUCGGCUCCUGCUCCAGAACCUGCGGCGGCGGGGUCCGCUCGCGCAGCAGACAGUGCAACAACCCUCCACCUGCCUACGGCGGCCGCGAUUGCCCCGGCUCCGCCUUCGACUACCAGAUGUGCAGCACGGAGGAGUGCGCCGGCCCGUACGAGGACUUCCGCGCCCAGCAGUGCGUCCAGAGGAGCAACAAAUACCACAACAACGUCAAGCACAGCUGGCUGCCGUACGAGCACCCGGACGAGGCCCGUAAGUGUGAGCUGAGCUGCAAGUCGAAGGAGACCGGGGAGGUGGUGUUCAUGAACCAGGUGAUGCACGACGGGACCCGCUGCAGCUAUUCAGACCCGUUUUCUGUGUGCGCCCGGGGAGAGUGUCUGAGCGUCGGCUGCGACAAGGAGGUGGGUUCCUACAAGCAGGAGGACAAAUGCGGCGUGUGCGAAGGGGACAACUCGCACUGUCGCACCGUGAAGCUGACGCUCACCAAGACGCCCAAAAAGACCGGAAUGCUGAAAAUGUUCGACAUCCCAGUCGGAGCCCGCCACAUUGUUAUUGAGGAGAACGAGACCUCCCCUCAUAUAAUUGCUGUGAAGAACCAAGUGACCGGAAACCUCAUCCUGAACGGCGAGAGCGAGGGAGGCCAGUCGGGGUCGAAGGCGUUCAUCGACAGCGGCCUGCAGUGGGAGUACUCGCUGGACGGAGAGAAGGAGACGCUGAAAACGCCCGGCCCUCUGCACGAAGGCAUCGUCGUGUUUGUCAACCCCCGAGCAGAAGACGCCAAAGUCAGCUUGACAUACAAGUAUAUAAUACACGAGGACCUGUUACCGCUCAUUACCAACAACAACGUGCUUCUGGCUGAGCUGGACACUUAUGAGUGGGCACUGAAGAGCUGGUCUCAGUGCUCCAAACCCUGUGGGGGAGGCAUACAGUACACCAAAUACGGGUGCCGGAGGAAGAGCGACAGCCGCUUGGUGCAUCGGAACUUUUGCGAAACGAGCAAGAAGCCCAAGCCCAUUCGCAAACGCUGCAACGUACAAGAGUGCAGCCAGCCGACGUGGGUGGUGGAGGAGUGGAGCCCCUGCAGCAAGACCUGCGGCAAGCUGGGCUACCAGACCAGGGUGGUGCAGUGCGUGCAGGCGCUCCCCAACGGCACCGGCGCCGGCACCAGCACCGGCGCCGGCACCGGCAGGCCCGUCCACAGCAAGCACUGCCCCGGGGACCGGCCCGAGACCAGGAAGGCGUGCAACCACACCGCGUGCCCGCCCCAGUGGAGGACGGGGGCGUGGUCCCAGUGCUCGGUGACGUGCGGCGAAGGGAUCCAGCAGAGGCAGGUGGUGUGCAAGGCCAGCGACAACACCGUCGGGGAGUGUGAGGGCGAGAGGCCGGAAACAGUCCUCAUUUGCAAACUGAGCCGAUGUCCAGGUCAGCCGGCGUCUGCUGUCGACAUCGAAACUAUUGAAAACUCCACUGUAAAGGACCAAGCUGUGCAUCAAAGUGUGCCUGAAAACCCUGUCCACAAAAUAUCUUCUAAUGAGCCAUGUCUGGGGGAUAAAUCAAUUUUCUGUCAAAUGGAGGUUCUCGCCCGUUACUGCUCCAUUCCUGGAUAUAAUAAGCUUUGCUGCGAGUCAUGUAACAAGAGGGACACCCUUGUCACUCACGCUCCCGAGCUCCCAAACGCUCCAGAGGCCUCGGCCGCACCCGAGCACGCCUUCCGUUCUCAGCUUCCUCCGACCCAGAGCCCGGCGCAAACCACUAAAGCCACCGGCCGACGGCUCCGGCCCACCGCCGCGGUGCCGACCGCAGCCGGCGCCGCUGGAACCUCAUCGCCCGCAGGUGCUGCUCGGCCCCGGGCCUCCACCGGUGCCUCGCUCCCCACAGCCGGGGAGGGAGCCCCCGACCCAGGGCCUCUUCUACCUCCAGGGCCCCCGCGGCCCACGCUGGACUCCACAGGGCACAGUCCAAACAGCACUUUAGGCCCAGUCGCUGCCAGGUCAAGAAGGGACGAUUCAAGAUCCGAGAGGGACUCAGGUCACAGAACCCUGUCGGCUCCGAAAUGAACAGUGAGCGACGUUGGUGCACAUGGCGCUCGGUGAAGCGGCCUCGCGCUCGGCAGCAUCUGAUUUUGACUCUUUGCUGCAAAUAUUUUCAUCCUUCCUCUUUUUUUUUUUUUUUUUUUAACAUUGCUUUCUUUUCCAUGCCAACUCAAACCGGAAGAGCGAUGGUUACCUCAGCAAAGCGCCCUUCGCGCAUCAAACAUGAGACAAAAACCCAAGGUGCUGCAAACGACGUGCUCCAAAAUGUGACAACUGCAUUGCUACAUUUACGUUUCUGCUCAGUUGUACAAGCCUGUUGGUUACAAGUGCAUUAGAACUACUAGUGAACUUACAUUGUGAACACGUGAGGAGGUCAAAGGUCACGAUUGGAGACACACAGGCCAAAAUGUUUGGCAUUCGCUGAUCUAGUCUAGUAUAAGAGUGUUCGGUGGUGCCCUCCAGACUCCACAGUCAUCACUCCUGACAGGGAGCGUCCACCCGCCUCUGUCCCUGGUGCUCUUUUGUGUUGUCCAAGUGAUUAUCCUCACUGAUUAAACGAAACAAAACAAAAAAAACAUGGUUGUCUGCAAACCAAGCACACGUAGCAUGCCCUGUGUCUGCCUUUGUGGAAGUCGGUCUAAAAAGAGAGAAAGUCGUUUCUGUGAUGUCUUUCGUCGUGUACAUAGUGUAAAUGUCACAUUAACAACCAGGAAUUGAAUGGAAAGCAAGUUGCAAUUGGAAAACACAGGCCGUGCUGUACUGUAAGUCCUCAGACUGUGACACCGUUCCUGCAUCGCCGUUCAUAGAGUCACGUUUAUUGUAUAGUUUGUGUAUAUACAUAUGUGAAUGAAAGCUUUAAAUGUUAAUAUUUAUUGAAUUUCUAAGUGGUUAUGGAAAACAAAGUAAAACAGGUUUGAAAGAAA